Molecule: messenger RNA, 261 nt
Organism: Macrosiphum euphorbiae (potato aphid)
Lineage: Eukaryota; Metazoa; Arthropoda; Insecta; Hemiptera; Aphididae
Source: the annotation of a GenBank genome assembly
AUGGACUGUCGUUACGCACAAUGUCUGCAACGUUCCAACAUAUUUCAUGCAGCAUAUAUCGCUUUGGACGCCCAUGAGUUCCUGCUUAGAGCAGUCACAAGACAAAUUGGUUGGGUGACUUGCCAUGAAGUCUGUUCGACAACAAUUGGCCGAUCAGCCACGAUAUCGGGUCGAGGAUCAUUCUAUAGGAGUCGGUUUCGAUGGGCACCAGUGAUCUGGUGUAAGUGGUGGGUCGAGGGGAGACUCUGGCAUGGCCAAUAA